Messenger RNA from Drosophila novamexicana, 1122 nucleotides. Its product is annotated as serine protease snake-like. Gene Ontology annotation, molecular function: serine-type endopeptidase activity. Bases 63 to 1037 code for a protein of 324 amino acids. The transcript is spliced from 3 exons. Lineage: Eukaryota; Metazoa; Arthropoda; Insecta; Diptera; Drosophilidae. Gene Ontology annotation, biological process: proteolysis. The record is from RefSeq and is a predicted model, not a curated record.
UCUAUGCAGUUGGGCGUGCACCCAGUUUGGAGUCGGGUGUAAUUAGCGGCUGAGCGUUAAAAAUGCAAAUCAAGAACUAUUUAAAAGGCGCUUUUCAAUGGAAAGCGUUUGGACUGGCGUUGCUGAUUUUCAACUUGACCGAGCGUUUGAUAUUUGCCCAAGAUUCGGAUAUAGUCAGCUCUUGCACCCGGUACAAGAAGAGCGUCUUUGAUCUAGAGGAUGGCUACAGUUUUUUAGUGCAUGACGCGCCUAUCAUCAAUAAGACCUUCGACACGUGCCACAGUUACACGCCACUGAUAUCCGGUGGCCAGAAUGCGGAACCAAAGGAAUUCCCGCAUAUGGCGCGCUUGGGUAAUCGCAACAGCGACAAUAACACUAGCUGGUUCUGUGGAGGCACUUUGAUAAGCAAUCGCCUGGUGCUCACUGCAGCUCACUGCCUCUACUCGCCAAGCGGUCCGGUCAAUGUAGUGCGCCUGGGAGAGCUGGACUUUGACAGCGACAAGGAUGAUGCACAGCCCGAAGACUUUGGUGUGCGCAACACGACAGAGCAUCCGAGCUACAAGUACCCAAUAAUGUAUAAUGAUAUAGCUCUCAUUGAAUUGGAUCGUGGAGUGCGUUUCAGCGUAUAUAAGCAUCCCGCCUGCCUGCCCUUCAAUGAUGGCAAUCGCUAUGACAGCUUCAUUGCCACCGGCUGGGGUCAGACCACAUUUGCCGGCACGGAUUCCAGCAAAUUGAGAAAGGCAAAGCUCGAAGGGUUUCAUUUGAAAUGUCCAGAGAUUGACGAUAUUAAUAACCUGCCCAAUGGUUUUAAUGCGAGCACACAGAUGUGCAUUGGCUCCACUGACACCAACGAUACCUGCACCGGUGACUCUGGCGGUCCGGUGUUGAUCUAUCAUGAGGAGUAUCCGUGCAUGCAUCAUGUCAUGGGUAUCACUUCAAUAGGAUUUGGCUGCGGCACGCCCAACAUGCCGAGUCUAUAUACGCGUGUGCAUACCUACUUGGAUUGGAUUAAGCAGACAAUUGAAAAUAUUUCUUGAGAUUCGUGGAAACAAGAUAGCUUAACCGGGAUUUCAACAUUUUAAUUAACAAUUCAAUUGAAUCGAUACUGGGAAUAAUUAAAUU